Molecule: messenger RNA, 2529 nt
Organism: Castor canadensis (American beaver)
Lineage: Eukaryota; Metazoa; Chordata; Mammalia; Rodentia; Castoridae
Source: RefSeq, a predicted model, not a curated record
CAGCGAUGGCUGAGGAUGGCAGCGAGGAGAUCAUGUUCCUCUGGUGUGAAGACUGCAGCCAGUACCACGACUCUGAAUGUCCUGAGCUGGGCCCAGUAGUCAUGGUCAAAGAUUCCUUUGUGUUGAGCAGGGCAAGGUCCUCCCUCCCCUCCAACCUGGAGAUCAGGCGCCUGGAAGAUGGGGCCGAGGGAGUGUUUGCCGUGACACAGCUGGUCAAGCGAACGCAGUUUGGCCCAUUCGAGUCCAGGAGGGUCGCCAAGUGGGAAAAGGAAUCUGCCUUCCCGCUGAAGGUGUUCCAGAAAGAUGGGCACCCUGUGUGCUUUGAUACCUCCAACGAGGACGACUGCAACUGGAUGAUGCUGGUGCGGCCGGCGCUGGAGCCGGGGCACCAGAACCUGACAGCCUACCAGCAUGGCAGUGACGUAUACUUUACCACCUCACGUGACAUCCCCCCUGGCACUGAGCUGCGGGUGUGGUAUGCCGCCUUUUACGCCAAGAAGAUGGAUAAACCCAUGCUAAGACAGGCCUGCGCCAACGUCCACGCUGCGGGCACCUCAGAGCCCAGUGCCCCUGCAGAGCCGGAACGUGGCCAGUGGGCAUGCAAGGUGUGCUCCAACUCCUUCCUUGAGUUGCAGCUGCUCAACGAGCACCUUUUGGGCCACUUGGAACAAGCCAAAAGCCUCCCUCCAGGCAGCCAGCACGAGGCGGCUCCUGAGAAGGAGCCCGACACAGCCCGGGGGGAGCCUGCUGCAGUACCCGAGAGCACGAAUGUCCAGAGCGUCGGGACCGCCAAAGAGCCAAAGAAAAAGCCUCGAAGGGGAAGGAAACCCAAAGCAUCAAAAGCCGAGCAAUCUCUGGUCAUUGUUGAAGACAAGGAACCUGCAGAGCAAGUGGCAGAAAUCAUCGCCGAGGUCCCGCCGGACGAGCCUGUGAGUGCGACUCCAGACGAGCGGAUAAUGGAGCUGGUCUUGGGGAAGCUGGCCACCCCUGCGAACGAUGCCAACUCUGUGCCAAAGUUCACGCAUCAUCAAAGUGGUGCCCUAGCCCUCAAAAGGGGCCUGGUUCUGUCCAGCAGACAUGGCGUCCGGCGGAAGCUCGUCCGGCAGCUGGGGGAGCACAAACGAGUCCACCAGUGCAGCACCUGCAGCAAAGUCUUCCAGAACAGCAGCAACCUGAGCCGGCACGUGCGCUCGCACGGCGACAAGCUGUUUAAGUGCGAGGAGUGUGCAAAGCUGUUCAGCCGUAAGGAGAGUCUCAAGCAACACGUUUCCUAUAAGCACAGCAGGAAUGAGGUGGACGGCGAGUACCGCUACCGCUGUGGCAGCUGUGGGAAGACCUUCCGCAUGGAGAGUGCACUGGAGUUCCACAACUGCAGGACAGAUGACAAGACGUUCCAAUGUGAGAUGUGUUUCAGAUUCUUCUCCACCAACAGCAACCUCUCCAAGCACAAGAAGAAACAUGGGGACAAGAAGUUCGCUUGCGAGGUCUGCAGCAAGAUGUUCUACCGCAAGGACGUCAUGCUGGACCACCAGCGGCGGCACCUGGAGGGAGUUCGGCGGGUAAAGAGAGAGGACUUGGAGGCCGGCGGGGAGAGCCUGGUCCGCUACAAGAAGGAACCUUCUGGAUGCCCGGUGUGUGGCAAGGUGUUCUCUUGCCGAAGCAACAUGAACAAGCAUCUGCUCACCCAUGGCGACAAGAAGUACACCUGUGAGAUCUGCGGGCGCAAGUUCUUCCGCGUGGACGUGCUCAGGGAUCACAUCCACGUCCACUUCAAGGACAUCGCCCUGAUGGAUGAGCACCAGCGGGAGGAGUUCAUUGGCAAGAUCGGGAUCUCCUCGGAGGAGAAUGACGACAACUCUGACGAGAGCGCUGACUCGGAGCCGCACAAGUACAGCUGCAAGCGGUGUCAGCUCACCUUUGGCCGUGGGAAGGAGUACCUGAAGCACAUCAUGGCGGUACACAAGGAGAAGGGCCAUGGCUGCAGCAUUUGCCACCGGCGCUUUGCGCUCAAGGCCACCUAUCACGCCCACAUGGUCAUCCACCGGGAGAACCUGCCUGACCCCAACGUGCAGAAGUACAUCCACCCUUGCGAGAUCUGUGGACGGAUAUUCAACAGCAUUGGGAACUUGGAGCGCCACAAACUCAUCCACACAGGUGUGAAAAGCCAUGCCUGCGAGCAGUGCGGGAAGUCCUUUGCCAGGAAGGAUAUGCUCAAAGAGCAUAUGCGUGUGCACGACAACAUCCGCGAGUACCUGUGUGCCGAGUGUGGAAAGGGUGGGUACCAUGCCCUGAGCCAUGGGAGUGCCCUGCAGUCACGGGGAAUUCCCAGGGCCAUGGGGCACUUUUGGCCACACACCCAGCUGCACACUCCCUGAGAGGAGGUGGGAGCAAGAAUUGGCAGGUCACAGUGUGACAGGUGCCACCAGAGCUGCCUCCCAGAGAGAACACAGACGUUCGCCACUUCGAAGGGAAAGAAGAGGUGAUGCUUAAAUCAGAGUCUAGAAGAAAAGUAAGUAGUCCAAAAGGCAG